Dinoponera quadriceps is the source of this 1074-nucleotide messenger RNA. RefSeq lists its product as uncharacterized. NCBI's taxonomy places the organism in Eukaryota, Metazoa, Arthropoda, Insecta, Hymenoptera, Formicidae. The transcript is spliced from 3 exons. The record is from RefSeq and is a predicted model, not a curated record. The coding region runs from base 1 to 930 and encodes 309 amino acids.
AUGUCCAAACGGAGACAAGAAUCUAGUGAAUAUGAAAAUGUGCAAAGCAGUGAUGAUGAAUUUCAUAUGGAUUAUUUUGGCGAGCCCAAUGAAUAUACUGAUGACGAUGACUUCAAUAGCAAUUCAGAUAGUGGUAGCGAUAUCAUAGUGCCUAAAGAAAAUGUGUAUAUGCUGAAAAAACUUAAAUAUUAUCCGUACGUGAAGGAUGAAUUUGAGAUUCGUGGUGAGUCCAUGUUUUGGCAAUUGCGGAAAGAUAGCUUCUGGCAAAAGAUCAAUACAGUUCAUCCUGGCACUGCUCACGUUGUGGCAAUAACGAUAUUAGAUUUGCCGGCAUUUGAUCGAAAAUCCGUCGUCGAUUGCUGGGGCACAAUUCUGUAUGAAAUUGACGAGACACGAUUCCAGAUGCCGGUACCUUUCAUCCGACUCUCCGUCACAGAAAUAAUUGAUUGCUCGUGGAUUAAGUUCCUGGACAAGAAUGAACAUGGCGCAAUACUUGCUUUAAAAAGCACGUCUAGCACUGAAAGAAUUGUAAACAUUCAGCUAUCGAGUGAUCGAAUUAAUGAUCAGGGCGAACAUGAUUCCAAGAAGAAACAGCUUUUUCGUUUCUUGGCCAAAAAGACUUUCGAGAAGAUUCAUAAGGAUAUUUUUUCAGUAAAGGAGCACGGCUCCUUGACUUACUGUCUGAUCGAAAUAUUAUCGAUUGAUUCCGACGAAGCAAGUUUAAGGAUCUUUGCCAGAUCUGUUAACCAGCUUCAUAUAAUAUUGCGCCUUUUGCAAGACAAAUUUCCGAACAUGACGGUCGUGGAGAAGGUCGAUAAAUUCAUGGAGGCUGCAAUGGCUCUGAUACGCGAAUUAAACUUGACUCGCGACAAGAAAAGUGCGCUCGAAAUACAGGAAGCAAAAUUAAUAACGGACUUGCUUAUUCCUUGAAUAUGUUAUUUUGUAGCGUAAAUAACGUAAAAUAACGUACAUUCUAUUUAUCCAUUUAUUACAUAUGUAAAUUAAUACGCGUUAAAAACACCAGAAUAUAGAUUCAAUAUUUAAGAACAAUAAAGUAAAAUUGUUAAAAACAUA